This is a messenger RNA of Nyctereutes procyonoides (raccoon dog), 771 nucleotides long. RefSeq names its product lymphocyte antigen 6B-like. Lineage: Eukaryota; Metazoa; Chordata; Mammalia; Carnivora; Canidae. The coding region runs from base 8 to 403 and encodes 131 amino acids. The record is from RefSeq and is a predicted model, not a curated record. Gene Ontology annotation, cellular component: plasma membrane. Gene Ontology annotation, molecular function: acetylcholine receptor binding; acetylcholine receptor inhibitor activity. The transcript has 3 exons. Gene Ontology annotation, biological process: acetylcholine receptor signaling pathway.
UGCCAGGAUGAAGGCUGCUGCUCUGCUGGUGGUACUGCUGUGCUCAGGUGGAGCCUGGGCCAUAAGAUGCCACAACUGCACGAACUCUAACGGGAACACCUGCUCAGGACCUGUAGACUGCCCCAGCUACGCGAACGCCUGCGCUUCACAAUUGCUGAAUAUCAAACUACCAGACCAGACGUUGGCCAUGGCAAUCAAGACCUGUGUGCAAUCGUGCGAGAACCUCAAUCCCAUGCCAUCCCGUGCUUCAUCCAGAGCUUUAGUCAGCGAUCUACAUGCCUCCAUCCAUUGUUGCAGCACCAACCUGUGUAACCGAGCUGGAGGCCAAGGGCCAGGGGCCACCACCGUGGGCCUGAUGCUUGUGGCCAGUGUCCUUGUCACCCUCCUAGGGGCCUCCCUGUGACCCAGAGGUGCGGGACAUGAGUGAGGCAGCACAACCCAGGACACCCAGACCCCUAAGCCCCUGUCCCCAUCAGGCUGUCUGUGAGCUCGUAAAUUGAGGACAGAGUACAGAGGAGGUGGAGGGCCUGGUGGGGUGGUCACAGAGGACCACGCCCAUUCGCCCCAGAUCUUCAAGGCCAACAGAGGCACCCCACCCCAGCACACCGAUGCAGAGAAACUCCUGGAGUCUUUGGCUUUUUCUGGGUGUCCUGCCCGGGGCCUUCAGCCAUCGGUGCCAGGCCUACCACGGUCCACGGGGAGCUGCUCCCCCAGCUGUGCAGAGACUUCCCGUCGUCCUGGGUGGAGUGUGAACCCAAGGCCUGACUUCCA